Messenger RNA from Gallus gallus (chicken), 1364 nucleotides. RefSeq names its product glucosylceramidase-like. The transcript has 7 exons. The record is from RefSeq and is a predicted model, not a curated record. Gene Ontology annotation, biological process: glucosylceramide catabolic process. The coding region runs from base 77 to 1180 and encodes 367 amino acids. Gene Ontology annotation, molecular function: glucosylceramidase activity. Lineage: Eukaryota; Metazoa; Chordata; Aves; Galliformes; Phasianidae.
AAGGCGAGGUGGGAGGAAGAGGAGGAAGAGGAGGAGGUGGGGCUGCCGGGGGUGAAGGUGGGCACCCGGAGGUGCCAUGGGGGGCCGCGGGGCCGCCGUGCUGUGUUGGCUGCUGCUGCUGCGGGCGCUGCGCGGCGCUGCGGGCGCCCGGCCCUGCAGCCCCAAGUUCUUCGGGCGCGACGCCAUGGUGUGUGUGUGCAGCGCUGCCUACUGCGACGCGGUGGAGCCGGUGGUGCUGCCGGGCGCGGGCGGCUUCGUGACGUACGAGAGCAGCAAAGCUGGGAAGCGGCUGCAGCGCAGUGAGGGGGACCUUCCGGCACAGCCUGAGUGCCCCGGGUGGUGGGAUGGCCAUGGGGUCGGUUGGCCAUGGGGUUGGUUGGCUAUGGGGUGGGAUGGCAGUGAGGGGACCUUCCGGCACAGCCUGAGUGCCCCGGAUGUGCUGCUGACGCUCGACGUCUCCGCUCGGUUCCAACGCCUGAAGGGCUUCGGGGGUUCUCUGUCCGACGCCGCCGCUCUGAACAUCGUGGCGCUGCCGCAGCCCGCACAGGAGGAGCUGCUCCGCUCCUACUUCUCCGACAGCGGGAUCGAAUACAACCUGAUCCGCGUCCCCAUGGGCUGCAGCGACUUCUCCACGCGCCCCUACAGCUACGAUGACGUCCCCGACGACUUCGAGCUGCGGCACUUCGCGUUGGCGGAGGAGGACCUGGAGAUGAAGAUCCCCCUCCUGCGCCGCGCCAUCGCCAUGGCCAAACGCCCGCUGUCCAUCUACGGCAGCCCAUGGACGGCGCCGGCGUGGAUGAAGAGCAACGGGGACAUCCGUGGGAAGGGGACGCUGAAGGGGCGGGCGGGGGGCAAAUACCACCGUGCGUGGGCCAACUACUUCGUCAGGUUCCUGGAUGAAUACGCCAAACACAACAUCACCUUCUGGGCUGUGACGGCGCAAAAUGAGCCCAUCGCGGCUCUGUUUGCUCACCCUCUGUUCCCCACCGUCGCCUUCACGGCGGAGCAGCAGCGCGAUUUCGUGGUCCGGGACCUCGGCCCGGUUCUGCAGCGCAGCCCUCACAGCGCCCGGCUGCUCAUCAUGGACGAUCAGCGCAUCCAUCUGCCGGGCUGGGCGAGGGCGGUGCGUCCCCGUGUGCCGCUGCGACCCCAAUGGGCCCCCGUGGAGAGGGGGGGAUGAGCGCUCCGUGCGCUCUGCUGGGGCCGGGAUGGGGUGAGGGGGGUGUCGGGGAAUGGGCACAGCUGCCCCCGUGCGUCCGUCCGGGGCGGAGUUGGAGGUGGCGGCCGCGCUCUGCGUCCCUGCAGGCUCUGCGUCCCCAUCUCUGUGCACCUCUGUGUCCCCGUGUCUCUGUGUCCCUGCUUGA